Molecule: messenger RNA, 1283 nt
Organism: Aspergillus novofumigatus IBT 16806
Lineage: Eukaryota; Fungi; Ascomycota; Eurotiomycetes; Eurotiales; Aspergillaceae
Product: cell wall mannoprotein 1 family protein
Exons: 1
Coding region: 136-996 (286 amino acids)
Cellular component (GO): extracellular region
Source: RefSeq, a predicted model, not a curated record
CCAGAGAAGAAAAAUCAGAUCCAGUCUUUCGCUUGCUCGGUCGAUCCCAUUCGUUUGGCUCACUCGAUUCUGUCCAUCUAUACAACUACAUUUUUAGAUACAACUAAUCUAUAAUACCACCCUUCGUUGGUCAAAAUGCGUUUCUCUGCCCUCCUCGUCACUCUCGGCCUCACCGGUGCCCUGGCCACGCCCACUCUGGUCUCUCGUCAGGCCGGUGCCGUCGGUGUCAUCUCCGACAUCCAGGCCCAGACCUCUGCUCUGGCCUCCGCCGUGUCCUCCUACAACGGUGGUGACCCCUCCGCCGUCAAGUCCGCUUCUGAGAAGCUCGUCAGCACCAUCAACUCCGGUGUCGACACCGUCAAGAGCGGCUCUGCCCUCAGCACCGCCGAUGCUCUGGCUCUGACCUCCCCCGUCCAGGACCUGACCAAGCAGGUCGAGGACGUCGUCAGCGACCUCAUCUCCAAGAAGGACCAGUUCGUCGCCGCCAACGCCGGUGGCACCGUCUACCAGGACCUCCAGGCCCAGUACACCGCCGCCGACAACCUGGCCAAGGCCAUCUCUGCCAAGGUCCCCGAGGCCCUCGCCGACAUCGCCGCUCAGCUCUCUGCUGGCAUCACCACCGCCAUCCAGAAGGGUCUCGACGCCUACAAGGACGCCGCCAGCUCCACCGGCACUGCUUCCUCCUCUUCUGCCCCUGCCACUGAGACCGAGACCGCCACCGAGACCUCCACUGCCACCGGCACCGUCACCAAGACGGCCACUUCCACCCCCGUCAUCCCCACCGGUACCGCCUCCGGCAGCGCCUCCGCUACCCCUCCACCAGCGCUACCCCCACCAAGGGCGGCUCCGGCUCCAGCACUGGCUCUGCCACCGCCUCCACCAGCACCAACCUCCUCGCCACUGGCGCCGCCAGCAAGGAGCACUUCAGCUACUCUCUCGGCGGUGCCGUCGUCGCUGCCGCCAUCGCCGUCGCUUUCUAAGCGCCCCCGUUUCUGACUUUGACUGUUGACGCUUCAGUCAAACACAAGUCGGACGGCGGACGGCGGAGAGCAACGCAAUGAUGCGAUGGGAACGUUGAUGAUGAUCAUUCACGAGGCAAGACCAGAGUUCCAACGAUCGGUUCAUGAGAGCGUUACGCGAGGACAAUGGCAAUGACACCAUCGGGCUUGUCGGCUUUCCAUCCGAUCUUUGUACUUGUUAGUCCACCGUCGGGUCCGGGUCACUGGCUUGGAUCCGUCUGUACGCAAUAUAGUUUUAAUAAUUGAUAUCUCUGUAUACAUGUC